CAGAAAUGAAAAUGGGAGCUGUACACAGAAGGAAAAAAUCAGCAUGCUGUCAACUUUCAUUGUACCUUUCAAGUUCAUCAAUCCUGGAGCAAGCAGUGUGGAUGACGAAGAUAAUUUAAGUACAAGCAGCACGGAAGUAAAAGAAAAUCGCAAUGUUGGCAACAGAGAGGAUGUGGCUUUAUCCAGCGACAGACCAAAAGUCGGGCCAGUCAGCCUUAAACGAAAGCGGCCUCUGGAGGAAGGAAACAGCGGCCAUUUGUGCAAGCUGCAGAUUAUUCUAAAGAAACUUUCAUGGUCAGUAACUCCCAAAAACGCCCUUGUUCAGCUCCAUGAGCUUAAACCUGAUUUGCAAUACAGAAUAGUUUCUCAAACUGGUCCAGUCCAUGCCCCUGUGUUUUCUGUGGAGGUUGAAGUCAACGGGCUCACAUUCGAGGGCAAUGGACCUACGAAGAAGAAAGCUAAAAUGAGGGCAGCCGAGCUGGCUCUGAAAUCAUUUGUGCAGUUUCCAAAUGCUUGUCAGGCUCACUUUGCGAUGGGGAACUGCAUCAACCCCUCCACUGACUUCACAUCUGACCAGGCAGACUUCCCAGACACUCUGUUCAAAGAGUUCGAGCCAACGGCACACAGCGAGCACUUCGCCUCAUACAGCCCGGUUAAUAACGAAUUGCUUUCCAGUGCAUAUCGACAUGGGAGAUUAGUCUGUCACACGUUGGAUUUAAUGGGCCAUACUAAACAAAACAAGCACAAGAUGGCAUCCCCAGCUGAGAGUGAGAAGAACCCAGUGGUGAUGCUAAAUGAACUGAGACCUGGACUGAGGUACGUCUGCCUUUCAGAGACUGUGGAGAAGCAGCACAUCAAGCGGUUUGUGAUGGCGAUGAGGGUUGAUGGGAGGACAUUUGAAGGUUCAGGACGGAGUAAGAAACAAGCCAAGGCUCAAGCAGCACAGGCUGCCUUACAGGCCCUCUUUAAUAUUCAGCUGGCUGGUCACAUUCCCAAUAGGAGCAAGUGUAACCAUUUGCCACAGGACUUUGCAGAUUCCAUAUACAAGCUGGUAAUGCAGAAAUUCCAGGAGCUAACUGACAAUUUCUCAGUAUGCGCACGCCACAAAGCUCUAGCAGCCAUCAUAAUGACCAGAGGUUUAGACUUGAGGCAAGCUCAGGUCAUCGCCCUAUCAUCUGGCACCAAAUGUAUCGGCGGAGAAUAUCUCAAUGACCAAGGCCUGGCGGUCAAUGACUGCCAUGCAGAAGUUGUAGUAAGAAGGGCCUUCAUCCACUUUCUCUACACUCAGCUGGAGCUCCAUCUGAGCAAGCAUAGAAGCGACUCGGAAAGGUCUGUUUUCAUCAGGUUAAAAGAAGGAGGUUUUCGGCUAAGAGAUAAUAUUAUUUUCCACUUGUAUAUCAGUACGUCACCGUGUGGAGAUGCUCGACUAAAUUCUCCCUACGAAAUCACAUCUGAUUUGAACAGGUGCAAGCACAUAGUGAGGAAAUUCCGGGGUCACCUUCGUACAAAAAUAGAGUCUGGGGAAGGGACAGUCCCAGUGAAAACCCGGCUGCCUGUACAAACGUGGGAUGGAGUAUUAUCAGGAGAGCAACUUAUCACAAUGUCCUGUACAGACAAGAUUACCAGAUGGAAUAUCCUUGGGCUACAGGGCGCUCUCCUCAGUCACUUCAUCGAGCCCAUCUACAUGUACAGCAUUGUUGUUGGCAGUCUGCAUCAUACGGGCCACCUUUACAGGGUCAUGAGCCACAGAAUAGAAGAUAUUGGUAAACUGCCAAUCCCAUAUCGGCAUAAUCAUCCACUGCUCAGCGGAGUGAGUAAUACCGAACCUCGACCACCGGGCAAAUCACCAAAUUUCAGCAUCAACUGGACGAUGGGAAGUCCUGACCUAGAGAUCAUUAAUGCUACAACAGGAAAGAAAAGCUGCGGUGCCCCCUCCAGGCUCUGUAAAUACUUGUUAUACGCUCGCUGGUCAAGACUUUGUGGGAAGUUGAGCACACGAACCCAAAGUCACAAAGAAAUUCCCUCAGUUUACUGUGAAGCGAAGCUGGUGAUCCCUCAGUACCAAUGUGUGAAGCAGAAGCUCUUUAAAGCCAUCCAGAAAGCAGGCCUAGGCACCUGGGUGAAAAAGCCUCCAGAACAAGAGCAAUUUAUAUUACCUCUGUAAACGGCAGUUCCCCCUCUAUGCCGUGACUGGGUUCUCAUGGGACAAUACAGACUGGCAGAAUUUCUCUGCUCCAUGUGCAAAGUUUGUUAUCAUUAUACUGAAUUAGAUUAUUUUUGUAAUAAAGCAAAUACAUAAUAUUGAUAAAGGACAUGUUUUAUGUGCUUGCGCCUUCACGGUCAGCCGGGACGGUACUGUGCAGGUUUCGAGCUUGUCCAAGUUGGGGGUAUAAAAUGUAGGCAGGCAUGUUAUUUGUAGAUACCCACAGCAAGUGCAGCUCACUGGUUUAGGGCCCUACCUCACCAGCCAGCUUAGA
Messenger RNA from Rana temporaria (common frog), 2477 nucleotides. It is a transcript of the gene ADARB2, whose product is annotated as adenosine deaminase RNA specific B2 (inactive). NCBI's taxonomy places the organism in Eukaryota, Metazoa, Chordata, Amphibia, Anura, Ranidae. Gene Ontology annotation, cellular component: cytoplasm; nucleolus. Bases 44 to 2164 code for a protein of 706 amino acids. The record is from RefSeq and is a predicted model, not a curated record. Gene Ontology annotation, biological process: RNA processing; adenosine to inosine editing. The transcript is spliced from 10 exons. Gene Ontology annotation, molecular function: tRNA-specific adenosine deaminase activity; double-stranded RNA adenosine deaminase activity; double-stranded RNA binding.